This is a messenger RNA of Pyrus x bretschneideri (Chinese white pear), 2038 nucleotides long. Its product is annotated as protein HESO1. Gene Ontology annotation, molecular function: RNA uridylyltransferase activity. The coding region runs from base 198 to 1706 and encodes 502 amino acids. The record is from RefSeq and is a predicted model, not a curated record. The transcript is spliced from 10 exons. NCBI's taxonomy places the organism in Eukaryota, Viridiplantae, Streptophyta, Magnoliopsida, Rosales, Rosaceae.
CACUUCUACUGUUAAUCGCUCUGUCUGUAUAUAUGUGUGUAUUAUGUUUUGUUUGUACAAAGUUUUGUGCUUUCUGGAAGAACGGAAGGCAAUGUAGGCGAUCAGAGAUCAGGAGUCUUCGAAACCCUAGAUAACAUUGCAGUCAAUUGCUUCUGUUGAUUUUGACUGCUGGGUAAUCGGUAUUUAAGUAGUGAAUAAUGAGUGCCCAAAGUGCGUUGGAUAACACCCUCAGGGAAAUACUACAAGUUGUCCAACCCUCGCCCAAGGAUUGGACAACACGGUUGCAAAUCAUUCAUGAGUUACGAGAAGCCAUUGAAUCCAUGGAAAGUUUAAGAGGUGCAACUGUGGAGCCAUUUGGGUCAUUUGUGUCUAAUCUUUUCACAAUAUGGGGGGACCUGGAUGUUUCAAUUGAGUUUACCAAUGGUUCAUUUGUUUCAUCUAAUGGAAAAAAGCAGAAACAGCGUUUACUAGGAGAUGUUAUGAAUGCUUUGAGACAGAAAGGUGGAUGGAGGAGGUACCAAUUGAUACCCAAUGCAAGAGUUCCCAUUUUAAAGGUUGAAAGUAAUAUCCAAAACGUCUCUUGUGAUAUUUCUAUCGAUAAUCUGAAAUGUCAAGUGAAGUCCAAACUCUUGCUCUGGAUCAGUGAGAUAGAUCCACGCUUCCGCGACACGGUUUUACUGGUAAAGGAAUGGGCAAAAGCACACAAAAUAAAUAAUCCAAGAGCCGGGACUUUCAAUUCAUACUCUCUCACGUUGCUUGUGCUAUUCCAUUUUCAGACAUGUUCACCUGCAAUUUUGCCACCUCUUAAAGAUAUAUAUCCUGGAAAUAUCAUUGAUGAUCUUAGAGGCUUGAGGGUUGAUACAGAGAGACACAUCGCAGAAACAUGUGUUGCAAAUAUAGAAAGGAUAAAAAGAGCAUACAGCAUGAGACCAAAAAACAGAAGUUCUUUGUCUGAGCUUUUUGUCUCAUUCCUUGGGAAGUUUUCUGACAUUAGUACGAGGGCUUCAGAGUUUGGAAUUUGCACUUAUACCGGACAAUGGCACGCCAUAGAAAGCAAUACGAGAUGGUUGCCGAAAACUUCUUAUUCCCUAUUUAUUGAAGAUCCUUUUGAGCAGCCAGAAAACAGUGCCAGGGCUGUUAGGACCGGUGAACUGACAAGGAUAUCGGGAGCAUUUGCGAUGAGCCACCACAGACUUAUCUCAACCGAUCACAGUUCAUUUUCUAACAUGCCUGAUCAGAGGUCUCUUCUUGCCACCCUAGUCCGACCGCAAACUUCACGUCUUAUUGUUGGACCACCUCUUAGGAAUCCGGUAUACAAUCCUGAGCACCGCCAACCAACUCAUCCACAACGGUUCAGGGCUGAGAGCUCACGUGGGCGAACACCAACCAGCAAUAAUGGUGCUCGAAAACUAACUCAUCCUCAGGUGAACCAACUGGUGCCCUCACCUUCACAAGUGCAACCUCUUCUGGUGCCCAUGCUAGUGCACUCACGCUCACAAGUGCAACCUCCUCAGGUGCACAAGCUAGUGCACUCACCCUCACAAGUGCAACCUCAAUUGCAGACGGCGGAGCCAAAACGGUAUGACAAUAGGUCAACCACGGGGCCAAAACAGUAUCGCAACAGGUCAACCACCAUAAAACCUCCUCCGCAAACACACCAAGACCGACCGCAGCAAAUGUGGAGACCAAGAUCUGAUACAUGCUGAAUGUGUGAUGUGAGUUUUUCCAUUCAAGCAUGCAUUGCCUGGCUUUUGAUUGAUAAGUAAGAAACAUUUCUAGUAUGCAAGUUGGAUCGUCACAGCUGGUUCGAUGCAACCUAGAAUUCAAGUGAGAAACAAGUGAUUGAGUCUUUGUUCUUUUGUUUUAUCGACUGAAAGAUUACGCUGGUCCGUAGAUUCCCUCGGAUUGGUUUAGGGUUCAUCAGUCACUCUCCUGCACAAAUGGAAUGUGCAUGAUAUGUGUGUAUAAGACAAUAUUGAUGGUUGGUGUAGAUUAUGACUUAAAGAAGCAAACGGGUUGCUUCUACCCAAUUUCUCUA